CUCCAUUCAUAUGGAUCAUCUGAAUGGAGAUGAGUUAUGAUGUUCGUUUAUAACAAUUUUACAGAGCAGUGAGAUGAACCAGUUGGAUGAUUUUUAUCAAACUCAUCCAAAAAAUGAUCAUUUUCCGACUGAGUCUGAUCGGAGCAGUUGACUGGAGCUGAUUCAGUUUAAAAUACAAAAUGACCUAAAUACCCCUAUCUAAUUUGGAAAAUUACACCAAAAAACCUAAACCUACUUCUCAUCAUUCGUUCCACGACAGAGACUCAGAGAGCCAUCCUUCGACAACGUGAGAAGAGAAACGAGAUCCUUCGCACCGAAGCUGGAUCUCUUCGCAGCUGGAUCUCUCCGCCGGAUCUCUCGCCGGAAUCCACUCCUCUUUGAUCUUCUCACUCCACUCCACUCCUCUUUGAUCUUCUCACUCCACUCCACUCCUCUUUGAUCUCUCCGCCGGCUGUCUUCUUCUCUCUCGUGCGUGGGUUUAGGUGUUACGAUUGAAUUAGCUGCGACCAUUGUUUGAGAGGUGUUACGGAUUGAAAUCGCUGCAACCACUGUUUGAGAGACCUAAGAAUAACCGGUGGAAGGAUUAAAAAACAUGUGGACGAGACAAAUCAAACAUGUAAGAAUCACUUCUCAUUGAUGGGCCUUAACGCCUGCGAAAGUGAUUCGUGAAGCAAACCCACAAAAUCUGAGCUUAGUAUAUGCUUUCACGUUUGAAGCAAUCGGCAAUGGUGUCUCUGUCGUCAUCUUUCUGGACCACAGCUUCACGAGAAGCCAUGAAAAGCGGCGUGUUUAUUGCGAAACUCUACUGCUUCCUCCAUGUAACAACAAACUAUCUCGGAUUCAUGGCUUAUGCUUAUGGUCCGAGCAUGACUCCGACGCUUCAUCCUUCGGGGAAUGUGUUAUUAGCUGAGAGAAUUUCUAAGCGAUAUCAGAAACCGAGUCGUGGAGAUAUAGUUGUGAUACGAUCUCCAGAAAACCCUAAUAAGACUCCGAUUAAGAGAGUUAUUGGUAUUGAAGGUGAUUGUAUAAGCUUUGUGGUUGAUCCAGUGAAGAGUGAUAAAUCUCAAACCAUUGUGGUUCCUAAAGGACAUGUCUUUGUUCAAGGUGACUAUACUCAUAACUCAAGAGACUCAAGAACCUUUGGUCCUGUACCUUGUGGUCUUAUUCAAGGCAGAGUGCUUUGGAGGGUUUGGCCAUUUCAAGAUUUUGGACCGCUUGGACCAACCCGAACUUAGCAUAUGAGUUAGCUUGGUCCUUUGGCCGAUGAGAUGACUGAGGCGGAUUGAUAGUGUGGUUUAUGCCGAGUGAGUCUGGUUAAUGACGAACUGAUUAUGUAAUGGAGUCAUUGAAAGAUGCAAAAACUGUAUGAGAUAGAUACGGUUAGAUCUCUCUUCGAUCUGAAAUUACUGAUAACGCUUGCACAAUAUUUCUUUAAUACCACUUGAAAUCUAAGAUCAACAGGAAAUUAUCUCACCAUGGGUGAGAUGCAGGGUCAUCAUACCAUCCACGAAGAUUGGAGAAUCUAAUCGCCAAAUUAUAGUGAUUACCAAUUGGUGUGAUACCAUUAAAGUUUUUCAAACCAAAAUGUUACGAUUUUCUUAAUCGUGUGACAAAUAAUUUAACAAUAUUUAUUUUUAUUAGUUUUUCAAUUUAUGUAAUGGAACUAUUUCAAUCUA
This is a messenger RNA of Arabidopsis lyrata subsp. lyrata, 1676 nucleotides long. RefSeq names its product mitochondrial inner membrane protease subunit 1. Lineage: Eukaryota; Viridiplantae; Streptophyta; Magnoliopsida; Brassicales; Brassicaceae. The record is from RefSeq and is a predicted model, not a curated record. Gene Ontology annotation, molecular function: serine-type endopeptidase activity. Bases 699 to 1235 code for a protein of 178 amino acids. The transcript has 7 exons. Gene Ontology annotation, cellular component: mitochondrial inner membrane peptidase complex; membrane.